UGCAUGUAUCCUGUACUUUGUACACAGAGUGAUGUAAACCCAGAGUCAAACUCCUUGUAGGCUCUGUGUACCUGGCCAAUAAAAAGUGAUUCUGACUCAGAAAAGUAGGCAUGGCAGCAGCAGUGCAACCCUCUGGGCCAAAGAAAGUGUUUCAUUGGAUUUGCUGGCAAAGAAGGGCGUGUGGGGCCGUUUCAAGGCGGUUUAUACACUGAUAAACUCCUCCGUUAAUAAACUCCUCCACUGAUCAUAAGACGCAGUUGGUAGAGUCGCAUCAUGGAGGUCAAACUGUUGGUUUGUGGUGUUGUGCUCGUGGUCUUAGCAGUUACAGGAAGCAACGCGCAGUUAGAUGUUUGUGGCGCUGCACCGCACAACAGCAGGAUCGUAGGAGGGGCGGAUGCUCCUCCCGGGUCGUGGCCCUGGCAGGCCAGUCUGCAGAGCAACGGAUUUCAUUUCUGUGGAGGCUCCCUGAUCAACAAACAGUGGGUCCUGACUGCUGCUCACUGUUUCAACAGUACCCUCCCUGAUCUCACCGUUAACUUCGGUCUUGAUGCCCUAAAGUUGUCGAAUGCAAACGGGAUGUCCCGGACUGUGUCCCAGAUCAUCAAGCAUCCGAACUUUAAUCAACCCACGCUCAAUAACGACAUAGCCUUGCUGCAGCUGUCCUCACCUGUUAACUUCACCAACUACAUCAGACCUGUGUGUCUGGCGGCGAACGGCAGCAUCUUUAAUGCUGGGACGACCUGCUGGGUCUCCGGAUGGGGGAACAUCGAAACUAACAUUUCACUUCCUUCCCCAAAGAGGCUGCAGGAGGUGAGUCUUCCCAUCGUGUCCAACAGUGAUUGUAACGCUACCUACGGUGGUAUAAUCACAAACAACAUGAUCUGUGCUGGUGUGACCCAGGGAGGAAAUGGCACCUGUGACGGGGAUUCAGGCGGCCCGUUGGUGACUAAAAUCGGCUCUGUCUGGGUCCAGGCUGGAGUGGUGAGUUUUACAACACGAAAAGGCUGUGCCGCAUCUAAUUUCCCACAAGUCUUCACCCGAUUGUCCGAGUAUCAGUCCUGGAUCAACAGCCAGAUCACCACCAACCAGCCGGGCUUUGUCCUCUUUGGAACUGCUCACCUGGUUUCCCUCUCGGUUCCUCUGCUGCUGUCCAUCUUACUUGUUGACUUCUACAUCUCUGUCCUAUCAUAGAAAGUUUAAUGAUGAUAAUUAAAGCACCAUGAUAGAGUCAAAAUCUCUGUCUCAUAUUUUUAGCCUUGUGAGAUUCAUUUACCUUAAGCAAACAGCAUAAUCUGCUCCUCUAUGAAUGUGUUUUUCUGUCUUUUUAAUGCAUAUUUCUCACUGCAAAAAAACAGGUUUAUUGCUAAUCUGUCCUCUUUGAUUGCAAGUGAAAAAGUUUUGCAAGGUGUUAUGACCCUGGGGUCAUAUUUUGUUGUUAGUUUAUCUCUCCUGGCACUGUCAGCUGUUCUCCUCCAUUAGAGUGUGAGUGUAUGCAGGUACUGGAGAACAGGUGGACACACUGGAUUGGUCCG
Micropterus salmoides (largemouth bass) is the source of this 1532-nucleotide messenger RNA. RefSeq names its product chymotrypsin-like protease CTRL-1. Gene Ontology annotation, biological process: proteolysis. The transcript has 6 exons. The record is from RefSeq and is a predicted model, not a curated record. Gene Ontology annotation, molecular function: serine-type endopeptidase activity. The coding region runs from base 274 to 1191 and encodes 305 amino acids. Lineage: Eukaryota; Metazoa; Chordata; Actinopteri; Centrarchiformes; Centrarchidae.